Molecule: messenger RNA, 1469 nt
Organism: Physcomitrium patens
Lineage: Eukaryota; Viridiplantae; Streptophyta; Bryopsida; Funariales; Funariaceae
Source: RefSeq, a predicted model, not a curated record
GGAUUCGGGCGCAGGUGGCGAUGGCGAUGGCCUGGGGAGAGGGAGUGUGGAUGCUUCGUGGCCAAGAAUCAUCGUGUGGAAAACCUUUCACGCAGUUAGGUGUAGCACUUGAUAAAGCGUUGGGGACAAACCUUGCGUUUGGAUGGUGGGCGGAUGAGGACGCUCAACUCUUGAAUGUGCUCGUCGACCGCAUCGCAUCGCCCAUCCCAGUGGCUUCCAACUAUGAAACCCGUCUUUUCUCGAUGCGUGAUUACUGUUUAAAUUGCGGAAGCCUCCUCGAAUGGUCGGUGCGAAUGGGUUUUUUUUCUGACCCCGUGUAGCGCUUCGGUGCAGUUGAAAUUUGAGUUGGAGCUGAGGAGGGGCUGCGGGUUUCUUCAUUGCUGAGUUGGCUUCCACAUUGCUUGCGCGAUUUGCAGGUACAGAGGAACAUCAAUAUCGCUUGAGUUCAAUGGCUACAGGGGCCUUAAUGUUUAAGGUCCCCACAACAGUACUGGCUCACGGGUCUGGGGUCUCAAAGCGUGCCUCCAGAGACUUGUUUGAGCGGGAUUUUAGUUCAAACUUUGAUGAAGGUUCAGGAGAGAGAGCUAGACAUGGAGGGGUUAGAACUGGCAGGAAAUGGGCUACAUUAGUUGUUUCACGAGCGUCUUCGACGGCACCCGUGUCACCAUCACCCACCAUAGCAGAGGAUUGCAAAGAAUGCAGUGUACUAUUACGCACCACCAAAGGAUGUGGGUUAGGCGUGUCGCGAUACCCGGACUUUGUGUACAACGCAGAGGGAGGCGGGGGAAGAGGUAAGGCCGUGAAAAUGGAGGACGGCCGUUGGUCUGUGAAAUUCGAUGCAGCAGAGGUCAACAUUCCAGAUGUGGGCUUCCGCACAACCACACUAUUGGGAAUCCCACUUCCUCCACCUAUCAAAAUCGAAAUCGUCCCAGAGUUCCUGGAAGGCAUUGUGGAUCGCGACACUGGCAAGGUGGAACUCAACUUCCUGGCCAAGUUUUUCUUCUCAACUGGGCCUUUGUACCGCCCCUCGCCCCUGAUUGUUGAGACAUUGCUAACGACAGAGAAAGCACAGGGUGAACUCAGAGGAGGCACUGGGACUCGGCUGGAUGCUGAUGGAAACUGCCGGAUGGUGGGAGUUGCUAGACUUGCCCCCAUUGACGACCUUUUCAUGGACACUUUCCUGAUGAUGCCCACCGAUUGCUUGGCCGACAUGGCAGCUAACAUCACCUUCACCUCGUAGUGGUUUCAUUGCCUCCGCUUCAUGAUCUCUGCUGCGAUCAUUAAUAUUCAUUUCACUCUUGCAAUCUGUACAGGUCCGGUCCAUGUUCAGUGAUAGAAACCAAGUGUGACUUCUAUUUCAACCUUGUGAUUGAUCCUUGUAGAUACUUGUCUGGAUGGACGAAUUGAUGCUUAAUUGACCUCCGAACGUCGGGGAUUAUCUCAAACAAAUUUGAUAUUUUCAGGCUCAA